This is a messenger RNA of Medicago truncatula (barrel medic), 1444 nucleotides long. RefSeq lists its product as uncharacterized. The transcript is spliced from 8 exons. The record is from RefSeq and is a predicted model, not a curated record. NCBI's taxonomy places the organism in Eukaryota, Viridiplantae, Streptophyta, Magnoliopsida, Fabales, Fabaceae. Bases 65 to 970 code for a protein of 301 amino acids.
UUUUAGUAAGAGAAAGAAAUAUAUAUUAUCCAAAAAUGAGGAGGAAAGAAUAGAAGAAAGUGAGAUGAGUAGCAUGGCGUGUGGAUGUUGGUACUACAACAACUACUGCUGUCCCCCACAGUCACGGUUGAAUUCUUCAUCAUCUUCAUCUUCAUCUUCGGUGCUGAAGCGUAGUCCUUCUACUACUUGUGUAUUUGUUUGUGUCUCUAAAUCCUCCAAAUCCAAAUCAAACGGUGGUGAAAUUGAUAAAUCGAUAAAAGGAUCAGGAACCACCGCUAGAGGUCGGAGAUUGCUUAAAAUUAGACAAGAUAAACAACAACGCGAACAAGAACGCGUUCACAAUUACCCUGCUUGGGCUAAAGUCCUUGAAGAUGCUUGUAAAAACGACACUGAACUACGUGCUGUACUUGGUGAUAGUAUUGGCAACCCUCAACUCAUGAAGGAACGAGUGGAAGAUAGAAUUCGAAAAAAGGGUAAAGACUUUCGUCGCUCCAAAACUGGAUCUGUUGUUGCCUCCAAAGUCACCUUUAGAGACUUCAAUCCACUUGAUUCAUAUAUCUGGUUUGAAUUGUAUGGUUCACCAUCUGAUCGUGACGUUAAUCUAAUUGGCAGUGUUAUUCAAGCAUGGUAUGUCAUGGGUCGACUUGGGGCAUACAAUUCUUCAAACUUGCAGAUGUCAAAUUCGUCAAUGGAUUAUGAUCCUCUCUAUGACUCAGAUAAGGGUUUCAAAGUGAUGCCGUCAUCUUUCCAUGAUAUCAGUGAUGUUGAGUUCCAGGAUAAUUGGGGGCGAGUUUGGGUGGACCUGGGUACUGCUGAUUAUUUUGCCAUUGAUGUGCUUCUCAACUGCCUUACUAAUUUAAGCUCAGAAUAUCUUGGUAUCCAACAAAUUGUUUUUGGUGGUCGGUCCAUGGGUGAUUGGGAAGAGGGGAUGACAAACCCUGAGUAUGGUUACAAGUACUUCAAGAUAUGAACAGGGACUGGAUGCAGUUCAUCCCUUACACUCGAUUUUGGUUUAAAAAAUGAUAUAAAGAGGUUCAGCAAUAAUAUGCAUUGAUAAGAAUAUGCCCUUGGAUGAGAUGGUUUGCUUAACCCUCUUAAGUUGUUCUUGGUUACCUCUUGCCCGAUAGGAUUUCUCGUACCAUAUGGAGCCAGAAGCCUUGAGAUUCAACUGUGUUUUGUUGUGACUGACAUUAGAAAUAAUAGAUUUAGUCAUGAGAAUAGAAUAGGAGUGGCUUGUGAAACUUUUUCCAUUUCAAAUCUGAUAUUAAAAUGGUGUAUCAAAAUAUAGGUAGAUUUAUCAUUAAAUUAGUUUGAUGCUUUGGUGGUAUGAGAUGUAAAACAAGCAUAUUCAGUACUUAGUAAUGUUUGUUAUAUUCUGGAAUGUUAUCUUGUGGCCACAAAAAGGUGCACCAUACUAAAAUGUGGUGUACCGAUAAUUGCAAUA